CUGUGUUUUUUACCCCAUACGUCUUCAUAUUUUUGGAAUGAUGCAUGGAACGAGUAUACAGCACCCGACGGUCGUAAAUACUAUUACAAUUCGAUCACUCAAGAGAAUACAUGGGAUAAACCUCAAGUAUUGAUUGAUAAAGAAGGAGGAACGGGUAUGCCGGCUGAUGCAAUUGCAGAGGCGCAAGCGAAAGCGCAAGCAGCUUUGGCUGAAUAUCUAGCACAGGUUGGUUUUGUUUAUGAAAUGGUGUGUUCUAACCAGCAGCAGCAACAACAACAGCAACCGAAAAAGGAAGAAAAGAAAGACAAUACGCGUCCAAUCAGCAGUACACCAGUGAGCGGUACCGCUUGGUGUGUGGUGUGGACGGGAGAUGGGAAGGUGUUCUUCUAUAACCCUUCCACAAAGACAUCGGUAUGGGAAAGACCUCCGGAAAUGUAUGGACGAGCUGAUGUUGAUCUGCUUGUAAGCAAAUGUCCUGAAGUAAAGAAAGAAUCUGAUUCCGGGUCGGAUGAGGAUGAUGACGGUGAGGGACCACCGAAGAAGAAGAGCCGUUCUGAACGUAAAAAGGAGGCUCUUUUGGCUCAACAGAAAAAGGAGAAGGAGAAACCUGUUCGACAGAUGCUCGAAAAGCCUGUGGAUCCUGCCGUAGCUGCUGAAUUGCAAGCUCAACGCGACCGUGAAAAAUUGCCACUAGAAGAGCGGCUUAUGCAAUUCAAAACUAUGCUUGGAGAGAAAGGCGUGGCUACUGGUAGCACUUUUGAAAAGGAGUUGUCGAAGAUUGUUUUCGAUCCGCGUUACCUGCUACUCAGCGCUACGGAGCGAAGAGCGUGUUUCGACGCAUACGUUCGUGAGAAACUAGAGCAAGAACGUGCUGAGAAGAAACGCCACUUCUGUACAUUGAUAGGACUGUCAUCAUUCUCUUCGUUUGGUUCGAAGUUUGGUAAAGAUCCACGAUUCAAAGCAGUCGAGAAAAUGCGCGAUCGUGAGGACUUAUUCAAUGAAUUUGUUGGUGAACUGCAUAAAAAAGAGAAGGAAGAACGUAGAGAGAAGAAAGAAAAGGCGAAGAAAGAUUUCCUCGCGCUACUUGCUGAACAAACGAGCUUCACUCGAAAGACAAAAUGGUCGACGGCGAAAAAGCUGCUAGAGAAUGACGAACGUUUCAAAGCUGUGGAAAGCUCGUCAUCGAGAGAGCAAAUGUUCCGUGAUCACGUGGAGAAGCUUGGAGACGAAAGUUUGUCUGAUAUUGAAGAAGAAGCAGAGCGUGAGAAACGUCUUGCCGCUGACGCUGCCAUCGCAGCCAGACAGCGAGAGGUAGAAGCUGAAUUGGGUGAUAAGCUUCGUGAACGCGAUUUAGAAAGCGAAAGGCAUCGAAUGCAGGAACACCAGGAACGGUUCAACGCCCUUCUUGUGGAUUUGGUGAAAUCAGCCGAAGCUACUUGGCAUGAAGCAAGACGAGUACUUCGUAAGGAUGAACGAUAUGCAGAGUGUGACCUCUUAGAUAAGGAGAAAAAAGAAAAUGCUUUCAAUGAACACGUCCGAGGCCUCGAGAAGAAGCGAAGAGAUGCAUUCUUCGCUGUUCUAGACGAGCAUCCGAAAAUAACGACACAGACUCGGUGGAAAGAAGCUCGGCGGAUCAUCCAGGAUGAAGAGGAAACUUUCUCUAAAGUGGCCAGCAAUAGUGAACGGAAAGUGGAACGCGACUACAGAGAUUGGCAAGAGAUGCGACAUGAUAAUGCUGUGCGCGAAUUCAAAGACCUCCUCAAGGAAACUAAAAUUAUCACGUACAAGAGCAAACGUAUGAUUGAGGAGAACGAGCAACACUUGAAAGAUAUUCUAGCUGUACUUGAGAAUGAUAAGCGUUGGAUGCGCAUGUCGGAGAAUCAUGCGUCGGAACGUGAUCGCAUCUUGGACGAAUACAUUGAUGUUUUGCACCGCAAGGGAACACCGCCACCACCAACACAACAAGAGCGUGAAAGAAGACGAAAGGAUGUGCCUGCGUGA
Messenger RNA from Haemonchus placei, 2001 nucleotides. The record is from the annotation of a GenBank genome assembly. Lineage: Eukaryota; Metazoa; Nematoda; Chromadorea; Rhabditida; Trichostrongylidae.